UAUGCAGUUGAAGUUCAUAGGAAUAUCUGUACGUAAAAAGAAAAAAAAAGAUUCUGCAUUAAUUGUACAUGUAGUCACAGAAGCUGCUUUUGUAGAAAAGUAUAAGGUGGUUCAAAAGAACCUAUAUAUCCUGGUGACAGGCCAGAGAGAAAACAUAAGUUUUGUUUUUUUAAUGACCCAGGCCCAGAGCUAACGAGAUCUUUCAGAUAGUUUCUUGAACACAUGUGGAACCUCAUUCAUUGUGAUGAGGCUCUCCUUAGGUUUACCCAUGUAGAUCCAAUUGCUAGUCUGGCUUUUAUUGCAUUUUUUAGAGGGAAAUUAUAGUUUUGACUUCUUUUUGUAAAAUAGAAAGAGUUGCGGGCCCCAGUUCUGCAAACAUAAACUCACACACUUUUACUUGUACACUUAAGUAGUUUCUGUGGACUCAACAAAUCUAUUUGCAUGCAUGAAAUUAGAUACGUGCAUGCAGGAUUGAUGCCAUUAAGUUAACUGAGGGAAUUAUUUUAUUACCAUCUGUGAAACCAAUCUGGAAAAUGCAAAAAAUGUUUUCUAAUGUUUCAGAUAUAAAAAGCAGCCCCUUGACUUGUUAAAUUAGGCAAGAUUUCAGGCACCCUUUAAAAAAAGCCUUCCAGAAUAAUCCUGCCUAUAUUAUACGUUCAAGCGUUACAUUUGUUUUCAAAGGGCAUAGCUUGAAUUUGAAUUCCGCAAUCAAACAGACCUAUAUCGCAACUCCUAGUCACCAUAACAAUAAUGUUUUAUGUAGAUGCUAAAUUAACAGAGUCGUGGAGUUAGAGAAAUCUAAGAGGCGUAUGUUGUGGCUUUUGUGCAAUAUACCUGACCAAAACCAAGGUUACUGCAGUAUAGGUAGUAUGAAUCUGUGUUUCUAUGAUGACUGAGACUUAUGCCUAUCUAAGAUCACAUUCUCUACUGGUGAACUUACACCUACCUAUAGCUGUCAUACCUGUAACAGACUUGUAGCAUCAAUUUAAUAAUUAUAAACUUUUUGUAUAGAGUGUACAUAUAAAGCGUGGCCCACUUGGCAAGUGACAAUCCACGACACAAGGCAGAAUAGAGAUGCACCUUAAGUUAUAAACUGCGAGGUGCAUGAUAGCGCUAUCAGCCUGCUGGAGACCAACCAUAGGCACGAAUUUGGUUUUUGCCCGUGGGUGCUUGCAGGCAUAAAAAAAACAAACCAAAAGAAGAGCAAAAAACCCCGUGCUUCACUUUAAACUUGGUGCAUUCCUGUGCCAAGCCCUGCGCACGCCCAUUAGAGGCAGUGAGUUACUUCAACUUGGCUUGGCAGCAUCUAUAAAGAUAGGGCGCUUUAAUUGGGUUUUUUAGGGCCCUUAAUAGCUGAUUGAAUCGGUUCUAGCUAAAAGAGCCAUGAAGUCUCACUGAAGCGCUGGAUCUUUACAGAAGCUGCAGAGCUGCUUCUUUCAGUAAAGCGCUGUUUGGGGGGGGGGGGUUUAAAACGUAUUUAAGCAGCCUGUGGCUGUGGUUUCCGGGUGCUGAGCACCUGCUCAUUUUUCAGUAGGUGCCUGAGCGCCCGCACAGCCAGCACCUAGCCGACCUCCCUAAUGACUUUGUUUUUCCUAGCUCCCAGGAGCGGAUGGGAUUCCCCAGCCCCUGACAAGAGCCCUUCCAGGAUGCUGGGUUGGGCGGGCUCCCCAAAGGGGUCGUGCUGCCCCAACCAAACCCCUCCCAGCCCAGGCGCACGUGGCUCCUUGGUGGGGGUGCCCAGUGGGUCCCACAUGGGGUGGAAGGCAGGCAGUAGCAGUGGCGCAUGCGCGCUGGCCUGCCAUAGGACAUGCGGCGCACGAGGGGGCACUAUGCCGGCGUGCCAUUGGCUGGGGCCGCGCUGUGAUGUCACCUCCGGAGCCCGGCUUCGCUUUGUCCUCCUGGGACCGCGGAAGUUACCUGUCUCGGAAGUACUCGCGGGCGCUUCCGGGUCGGUAAUGGCGGCGCCCACGGCGUGCUAGCAGCAUGCCGCUGGUGGUGCUGUGCGGCCUGCCGGGCAGCGGCAAGAGCCGGCGGGCCGAGGAGCUGCGGGCAGCGCUGGGCGCCGAGGGGUGGCCGGUGCACGUGGUGGCCGAGGGGGAGGCGGGCGGGCGCGCGGCGCUGCGGGCCGAGGCGGAGCGGCGGCUGGGCCGGCGGGCCGUGGUGGUGGUGGACGCGUGCAACGAGCUGAAAAGCUUCCGCUACGAGCUGUACUGCGCCGCCAAGCAGGCCGGCACCCCGCACUGCCUGCUGCACUGCGCCGCCGACAGCCCCGAGCCCGGCCGCGACCCGCCCGCCGGCCCCUUCGAGCCGCCCGACGCGCGGAACCGCUGGGACCGGCCGCUCUUCGCCGUGUGCGGCCAGGAGCCGCUGCCAUUGCCCGCCCUGCGCGCCGCGCUGCUGGAGAGCCCGCCGCCGCCACCCAACCAGGCCACCCGGGCCCAGCCGCUGCAGUCCACCGCCUUCCUGCACCAGCUGGACCGCGUCACGCAGGAGGUGCUGGGCGCCGUGCUGGCCGCGCAGCGCGGCGGCGCCCAGCCCGGCGAGCGCAUCCCGGUGCCGGCGGGUGGCGGUGAAGGGUUGGUGCUGAGGCGGCCUGUGAGCGCGGCCGAGUUGAGCCGCCUGCGCCGCCAGUUCAUCAGCUACACCAAGAUGCACCCGAGCGACGAGAACCUGCCCCAGUUGGGCGCCAUGUUCCUGCAGUACCUCAGCCGCAGCAUCCAGUGAACUCCCUCCUGUGUCUGUGUGUGCACGACCCCCUGGUUGCCUUCACCCUCCCCUGCCAGGGAGCCUGGGACAGUGCGAGGCCAACCCUGGCUGGGGGGGCGGGUUUCCAGUAGGAGGUGAAAGACCUGUUACCUGCUCCACUGACUGCAGUGUCUGGGGACAGAGAGAGAGAGGGAAUCAGCCUCUUUGGCCUAUGCCAUCUGCAUAGAUGCAUCUCCUAAUAGGCGCCAUGGGGAUCUUGCCCCUGAGCCCUCCGACCCUCAGAAGCAAUGCCUGGGAAGGGAUCCUCUAGGCCAUUUGGAUGAAAGACUAAUGGUUGGCUCAUGGCAGGUAUGGAAAGCCAGACUCUGCUAACCAGUUUCCAUCACCUGAACAGGGAAGUGUAAAUGAUUGAAGGGGACUAGAUUCCUAUUAGUUUUUCUGUGUCUGGGCUUAGAACAGCCCUGUCAUGUGGGUUUUUCCAGGUUUCUCUACCUAAAGUAGAUCUUGUGUUUAUACAUCAAGCUGUAUGAAGGAUGUGUUUCUGCAUCAGCAUGGGGAUAUUUUGCCUCUCUUUAAGCUAAUUAUGUUCUCAGAAUGUUUUUUCUUACCUUGGGAACUUGAAAGAGAGAACCUGUUUUCUCAGUGAGCGCAAAACUUGUUUUUGCCCUGACACACACUGUGCCUUGGAUGGAAUAACAGCUUUUUUAGUUGCAGAAUAAUUUGUUACAUAAGGUGCCAUGGCUUCCUCUACACGGUCAUCUCUAAACAGUGGCCUGCAUAUACCUAAUAUUUAGUUAACAGUGAGUGUACUUAUAAUAAAAAUGAUCUGAAAUGCUUAUGGUCUUCAUGAUCUUUCUGCUCUGGGUUUAACCAUUGGAUUUUUGCCAUACACCUCAACUGACUGACUAUUGAUGUCUGCUUCAGUCUCUCUCUCUCUCUCUCUCUCCUCAGUAUCAGUGCCCCAUGUGGACAUACUAGCUGCUGCUUAUCUUUGAGGAUUGGUUUCCUCCCUCCUAAGCAUUCCUUCUUUUAAAUUAAUUGUAUGUUUGGAUUUAAAGGGUAAAGUGGGGCAAGGUGUUUACUUCAAUGAAUACUUAGUUAAAGCACAGAAACCGAUCUGAGAUAUUAUCAGUCAGCAUAUAGAUGGGCUUUAUUAUAUUGUGAGCUUGAGAUCUGAUUGAAGUUGUAGGUGAAAUCAGUUCCUCAGCUGAUCUGAAGUGAAAAGAAAAACUAAAGACUAUGUGCUUGGCAAUUGUAAAACACCUGUGACCCUGACCGACACCGACAGAGUUUUUAAAUUGCUAUGACUGAGAACUUUAUCUUGAAAAUCUUCCCCAAGACAAGAAAAGAAUAUGGUACUUGACAAGUUUUUGCCUGGUUGGAUUGUAUUACCUGGUGAAAUGGGAAUAAUAUUAUACUAGUUAAAACUCUGUGUAUUUUUGGGGCUGUAUAUCAGCCAACCUACUGCUGAAGGAAAGACAAAAAUCAUGUUUAGCUAGAAUAUAGACACAAGGAAGAAGUUAACGGCAGUGUUGCAUGCUGGGUUUUUUUGGGUUUUUUUUUAAUCAGCAUAUGAUACAAUGCUAGUAUUGGUUGAAAAAAUGUUCACGCAUCGGAAGAAUGUGUUCUGUGGGUGGGAAGAGAAACUCAGCUGCAGAGAAAUGGCUCUUAUCUCAGUAUAUAUGAGUGGUUACAAUAGGAAUGUGAAAUGCGUGCUUCUUCCUAGUACUGAGGACUAUAUGAUUGGUCGUUACUAACUAUUCAAACUCAAAGAUAUUCUUUAUGAUGAACACAAUCAAAGGACAAUCUGUAUACCAUCUUUAUAAAUUCUCUAUAUUUAUAUUCUGUGAUUUUAAAGUAUACGGCCUUAUUUUAAUGUAACAGCAGCAUUCAUAGUUUGCAAUAAUGAAGGGUUUGCAUUGAAAUUCAUAUUUAAUUUGAUUUGUAUCUUUGUUUGUCUUGCAUUCCCAAAUAAAUGUCUAGACAAUG
Molecule: messenger RNA, 4695 nt
Organism: Alligator mississippiensis (American alligator)
Lineage: Eukaryota; Metazoa; Chordata; Crocodylia; Alligatoridae
Gene: KTI12
Product: KTI12 chromatin associated homolog
Exons: 1
Coding region: 1984-2724 (246 amino acids)
Source: RefSeq, a predicted model, not a curated record